This is a messenger RNA of Magnolia sinica, 2247 nucleotides long. RefSeq names its product 70 kDa peptidyl-prolyl isomerase-like. The transcript is spliced from 13 exons. Bases 177 to 1853 code for a protein of 558 amino acids. NCBI's taxonomy places the organism in Eukaryota, Viridiplantae, Streptophyta, Magnoliopsida, Magnoliales, Magnoliaceae. The record is from RefSeq and is a predicted model, not a curated record. Gene Ontology annotation, molecular function: peptidyl-prolyl cis-trans isomerase activity; protein binding.
UCUCUCUCUCUCUCUCUAUAAAACCCCUCUUCUCCAUUUCCAAUCCAAACAGAAACCACCGCAUUCUUGAAUUUUUCUGCAAUCUCGCCUCCUCCACUUCGCAUUUCCAAUCCCAAAAUCAAAAACCUAAAUCCCUACUUUUUUCUGGGAGUUUUUGGAGUCCGUUUGGGCGAGUUAUGGAUGAGGAUUUCGAUAUUCCUGCAGCGGAGGAGAUGAACGAGGAUUUGGAUCUUCCAGACGAGAGUCCGAUCCUGAAAGUUGGAGAAGAGAAGGAGAUUGGAAAUCAGGGAUUGAAGAAGAAGCUUGUGAAGGAGGGACAAGGAUGGGAGACGCCCGAGAACGGAGACGAAGUUGAAGUUCAUUAUACUGGGACUUUGCUUGAUGGGACCCAGUUCGAUUCGAGCAGGGACCGUGGGACGCCGUUCAAAUUCAAGCUUGGUGAAGGUCAAGUGAUCAAGGGAUGGGAUCAAGGAAUCAAGACAAUGAAGAAGGGUGAAAAUGCCAUCUUCACCAUCCCUCCUGAACUCGCAUAUGGCGAGACUGGCUCUCCUCCGAAAAUCCCUCCCAGUGCUACACUUCAAUUUGAUGUUGAGCUGCUUUCGUGGUCUAGUGUCCGGGACAUAUGCAAAGAUGGAGGCAUCUUCAAGAAGAUCCUCACUGAAGGAGAGAAAUGGGAUAACCCAAAAGACCCUGACGAAGUGUUUGUGAAAUAUGAAGCUCGGCUAGAAGAUGGAACUGUGAUUUCCAAGUCCGAAGGAGUGGAGUUCACUGUUAAUGAUGGGUUCUUCUGUCCUGCACUGUCGAAAGCUGUGAAAACAAUGAAGAAGGGAGAAAAGGUGCUCCUGACUGUGAAGCCACAGUAUGCAUUUGGGGAAAAGGGUAGACCAGCCUCUGUUGAUGAAGGUGCUGUUCCGCCAAAUGCCACCCUUCUUGUGGAACUUGAGUUAGUAUCUUGGAAGACGGUGACAGAGGUAACCUCUGAUAAGAAGGUUCUAAAGAAGAUCCUUAAAGAAGGAGAAGGCUAUGAAAAGCCGAACGAGGGUGCUGUUGUCAAAGUGAAAUUGAUUGGGAAGUUGGAAGAUGGUACUGUGUUUCUGAAGAAGGGUCAUGACGAGGAGGAACCCUUUGAGUUCAAAACCGAUGAUGAGCAAGUCAUUGAUGGCCUUGACAGGGCAGUGAUGGCCAUGAAGAAGGGAGAGUUUGCAUUGGUGACAAUUGCACCAGAAUAUGCUUUCUCUAGUUCUGAAGUAAAACAGGAAUUGGCAGUUGUUCCUCCCAAUUCCACUGUAUACUAUGAGGUGGAGCUUGUCUCAUUUGUCAAGGAUAAAGAGUCGUGGGAUAUGAACAAUGAAGAGAAAAUAGAGGCUGCUGGGAAGAAGAAGGAAGAAGGAAAUGCAAUGUUCAAAGCGGGAAAAUAUGCUAGGGCCUCAAAGAGAUAUGAAAAGGCUGCAAAGUUCGUUGAAUAUGACAGCACUUUUAGUGAAGAAGAGAAGAAGAAGUCCAAGGUGCUGAAGGUCACUUGCAACCUCAAUAAUGCAGCCUGCAAGCUGAAGCUCAAAGACUACAAAGAGGCAGAGAAACUAUGCACUAAGGUAUUGGAGGUUGAGAGCUCGAAUGUGAAAGCCCUCUAUCGGAGGGCACAAGCGUACAUCCAGCUUGCUGAUCUAGAUUUGGCUGAGCUUGAUAUCAAGAAGGCUCUUGAAAUUGAUCCUGACAAUAGGGAUGUGAAGCUGGAGUACAAAACCUUGAAGGAGAAGGUGAAAGAGUAUAACAAGAAGGAUGCGAAGUUCUACGGGAACAUGUUUGCUAAGAUGAACAAAUUACAGCAAAUGGAAUCUAUCGUAAGUGCAUGAGAUAAAUCUGGAAGCAAUGUGGCAGCCAAACAGGAGACGGAGCCAAUGAGCGUUGACAGUGCUGCAUAAGCGUACUAGGAGAGGUGGCUUAAUUGGGUCCUUUCCCUUUCCCUUAUGGCUUGUUAUUUUCUUUUCAGCUGAAUAUGCUUCUCUAGUCCAAAGAAGGAAUGUGAUGCAAUCAAGGUUCAUGUGAAUCGAGUCAGCUUCUUUAGUAGUGGUAGGAGGUAGGGACUAUUAACACUUAUAGAAAAUGGUUUAUCAUAGAACGUGGGGUCUGAAUGUGGAAAAUGAUCUCUGGGUAUUUUGCAUUUCCAUUGGUUGUCUGUGAGAAUUUAACAGGCUCUGAAAACGUUGAAUACUUUGCAAAUGAAAACAUUUCCCACUUUCCUAGUCA